GAUGACCUAAACGUACGCCUGCAUGAACACAAAAAUGAUAUAUCUGAAGUAACGUACAUCAACUGGUCUUGUACGUAGCAAAUUUGUUUGUGUUGUCAUGGGGUUAAUGGAUGCUUUUAAUUAUGUUCUACAAAAUCCAUUAAUAACAGGAACUGUAGGAUACGUGAAAGUUUUAGGAAGUGCAAUGAUACCGAAAGGGAAAGAAUUGCCACCUUUACCGCCUGUACCACAGCCGCCACCAAUAUGUACAUUUCCCAUUUGGAAACAUACAUAUUCAGGAAGUCCUUUUGUACGUUUGGCAGGAAUAUUUGGAGCAUCCGCUGUUGUUCUUGGUGCUUAUGGAGCACAUGCAUUAUAUCCUAUAGAAGGCCGGGAAGAAUUAAAGAAGAUCUAUGAAACAGCAAAUCGAUAUCACUUCCUUCAUUCUCUGGCACUUCUUGGAGUUCCGUUUUGUAGAUGGCCACGAACGAGUGGUUCUUUCCUAGUCCUUGGAAUGGUUCUGUUCUGUGGUACCUGCUACUACCAUGCUCUCACAGGGAAUAGUGAGUUGAGGUGGCUAACUCCUUGUGGUGGAACAUUUCUAAUUGUUGGUUGGCUUGCUAUGGUACUGUAAUUCGUAUUCUUAAAAAUUUAAACUAUAUUUUCAGUGUAAGUCACCAUUCAAAAUAUUUAAUGGAAAUUUUGUUUCUGGUUAUAAGAGUAUUGUUUGUACCAGUAUGCAUAUUACUUGUAACAUGGCUGUCCAACUGUAAAAACCAAGACUAUGUAUGUUAGAAUCUUACUGUUCAAAUUAGUGGAGAUGUUCAGAUGCAUAAUUUGUCUGUCUUGUGAAAAUAAAUUUAGAAAUUUUUAAAUUUCAUUCCAA
Zootermopsis nevadensis is the source of this 865-nucleotide messenger RNA. RefSeq names its product transmembrane protein 256 homolog. The record is from RefSeq and is a predicted model, not a curated record. NCBI's taxonomy places the organism in Eukaryota, Metazoa, Arthropoda, Insecta, Blattodea, Termopsidae. Gene Ontology annotation, cellular component: membrane.